This is a messenger RNA of Toxorhynchites rutilus septentrionalis, 2597 nucleotides long. It is a transcript of the gene nemy, whose product is annotated as plasma membrane ascorbate-dependent reductase CYBRD1. The transcript has 6 exons. Gene Ontology annotation, molecular function: oxidoreductase activity. NCBI's taxonomy places the organism in Eukaryota, Metazoa, Arthropoda, Insecta, Diptera, Culicidae. The coding region runs from base 345 to 1202 and encodes 285 amino acids. The record is from RefSeq and is a predicted model, not a curated record.
AUAGUGAGCAUCAGGAGAUUUCUCUCGCAUAAAUCUAUGUGUACUCCUUAUCAGAUUAUUGCGUUAAGUUCACAACAGGAUCGAAGGGUAAAUUGUUCGGUUGUCGGUUCAUAGUGAAUAUAUUUGCUAAAUAACAUAUUCAGAUUAGUGAACGUUUUGUUUUACAUCGCACAAAACCUGCCGUCGAGUCGAAUAUUAUUCACAUGUUUUCUUAAGUGAGCAAAUGUAGAUUUUUCUGACGGUAUCAACCGACAUUCAGUCGACGCGAAAUCUGAAGCUAAAGUAAGCGAAAGAUAUAUCAAGUUUUCGAGUAUUAAACGGUGACCAGUCAAGCACCUGUUGGAAUGGAUGGUGCUGUUGUAAGUCCCAUGCCGGAAGCUCCUCUGGCAAGAAUUAAUUUUGAGAAAACACCACCUGAGAGUCCAAACAAUUAUGAUGGACUUCCACCGCUUGCUGAAAAACGCUAUGAUGACGAGAACGACCGAGUAUGGAAUUGCGGAGCGUGGUUCGAAUACAUAUUGGUGGUGGUGUUAUCUUCCCUGUUAUUGAUAGCAGCAUCGAUACUGACAAUUUUCUGGAUAAUAUACUAUCGUAAAGGUUUUAACAUGCAAGAUCCGAAGCUACAAUUUAAUUUACAUCCAGUCUUGAUGGUUGGCGGCUACAUCACGUUGUCCGGAUUUUCCAUCCUGUUAUACCGCAUUUGCCGUUGUUGCUCUCAUUUGAUCGUCAAAUUGUGCCACACAUUUUUCCAUGCGUGUUCGAUUCCAUGUAUAGUAAUUGGAUGCCUAAUCGUUUGGGACUCCCACAAUCAAACUCAAGUACCUCAUUUCUACUCACUCCAUUCAUGGCUUGGCUGCAUUACCAUGGGUUUAUUCGUGCUGCAGUUUAUGUUGGGAUUUUUUAGUUUCCUCAUUCUGUUAUGCUGUGAGAAUGCCACCUAUAAGUUCAGAUCAACAAUGGUUCCAAUUCACGCAAGCUUCGGGGUUGUCACAUUUAUGUUGGCGGUCGCUACAGCUGUCACUGGUUUGACUGAAAAGGCCAUAUUUGAGCUAGGAGAUAGUUACACUCAAACCAUAGAAGAAGGACUUGUGAUCAACUCCAUCGGAGUGAUACUGACAGGACUUGGCAUCAUCAUUCCAUUUGCAGUACGGCGUUCCAACUCUCCUGCAAACUAUAAAGUGUAUGUUACAGAACGUAUUUAAGCUAUCAGUGAAUAAAAUUUCGCUUGUGGGCCUGUGUGCCAAAAUAUUAUGAAAUUGAACUUCAGAUGUAGCGAAUUAUAGUAAUGUAAAACAUGUAGUUGCGAUACAUUUCAAUAUUGAGUUUAAAAUAUGAAACAAUCAUCGACCACUUCAGAACGAAACAAAGUAAUACAUAUAAUGAACAUCUCAAAUAAGGUAAUAUGUAGGACCUAGCUUACACAUGUAUUUAGACACGAAAUGCAUAAUGUUAUCUAAAAUAAUGUAGUUCAACACAAUACAUGAGAUUAACUUUAUUCGUUGUUUAUUGAGGUUCAAUGUUUUUAACACAUGAUGGUAUUUUUUUAUAUUAAACAUUUUUUACAUUCUGUUAUACGCAUCGUUCGAGUUUCGAAAAUAAGAAGAGGAUUUUCAUUGGUUCAAUAAGCAAUAAACUAAAUGAUAACUCUUUCCAUCGAUAUAUACAGGUGAUCUAUGAAUAACAUAAAAUAAAAUAUACAAUGAACUCGCAAAAUAUACUAGCAUAAACAUAAUUCACUGAUGUUUUGAGAUUGCAGAGCCGGCGAAAGUCGAAACACCAGAAAUUCUUGAUUUCCCCAUUUCAAAACAUUCAGGGCCUUAUUCCCGUAUCCACGUACACUUACGUUCCCCCUACGCUUACAUCUCACUUCACUUUGUUGUACUCAUUCCCGUUUCGUGAAGUGUAAAAAUGAACUUCGUGUAGAAAAUGGAGUGGAUACCAAAAUGACCCUGUGUUCAUUUCCAAUGUCGUUUCUAAUGGCGCGUUUACAUUAGGGAGAUCUAUAGCUAUAGAUGAAUUUAUUCACACGAAAAUAGAUAUAAACGGGUGAGAACAUAUAUGAUACACUUGCUCAAGGUAUAUAUAAUCACUAUGAAUAGAAUAAAUUCAGGCAUAUGUAAACGCUGGUGAAUUUCUCACUGGUGAGAAAUCUCUAAAGUUGGAUGCAGUUCUACUUCAGGUGAAUAAAUUCACCGAAAAUAUGUAUAUAUUCAGUAUACAAGUUCGCGCUAGUGUAAACGGUUGAUGCGAUUUCUAUAAAUCUCAUCAUAUUUCUUCACAUGAAUAUAUCACUAGUCUAUAUCCACCGUAAGAGAAACGUCAGUUGUAUUUUGUUUUGUUUAUCCUCGAGUUGUGUUGAUACACCCAGAAAAUGGAUUACUAAAAAAAAGCUUCCAAAUCCUUUGUAAUGCAAACAGUAGAAUGUACAUAUUUUCUGUAAAUAUUACCAAUCGUUUGUAAAAUGAAUGUCAGAUGCAAUACACAUCCCUACCAACGAUUGAUUCAUUUUACUUACUAUACUUCGCGGUAUUAGUAACUUUUACGAUUGUCAUUACAGGCAACCGCGAAGAAAAUGUAAAUAUAACUUUAUUAGCCUA